UCCAGCAUGAAAACAAGCACCAUGUACCGCUGGUUUUAAUCAAUUGUUACUAUGGUUACCAUCGAACAUGAAACGUAAACAAAAUGUGUCCGAUCCUGUUGCAGUCCCUGGCGAAAAAUAAGGACUUGAAUUUGACCCGGUUGGACUACAAUACACGUGAUUCUCCGUUUCGAAAGCUGACAUUACUUUAGAAUAAACAAUUAUUUUUCAUGAACAAUGACUCUAUCUUUGUUUAUUACAUUUUUUCAAUUAUUUUGAGUUUCUUUAUGAAACUCGUUCGUUUACAAAGCUAAGUACUGAAUUUUCUCUAUUUCCACCGUCAAGACAAGUGACGUAAGAGAAGGUUACUUAAUUUGACAGAGAACUAUAAUAUAAAAUAUAUUUGUCAUGAGACUGAAGAUAUCUGUGCAAGGUAACAAUGAGCACAAACGGUUGCUCACUUGCGUUGCGUGGAGUUCAACGGAAGAGAUUUACUCGUGUGGAGAGGAUCAUUUAUUAAUAUCCUGGCAGUUGGAAGGUGGCACUGCGCAUUCCAGUGUUGUGACAGAAUUUCCAAGCGAUUUCUAUCCCACGGAUAUGCAAUGGCAUCCACGUCCCAAUCAUACUAUAUCUAUUGCCAAGAAAUCAUCUCUGGAUGUUCUACUGAUCACUACGGUCGAUGGAAAAUAUCACUUGGUCAACAAAAAUGGUCGUAUCGAAAAAAGUGUUGAAGCUCACAAAGGUGCGACGACAGUAGGCAAAUGGAGCAGUGACGGUUCUGCGCUGUUAACAGCUGGUGAAGAUGGAUUGAUCAAAAUCUGGUCUCGCAGUGGUAUGUUGCGUUCAACAUUAGUGCGAGCGAGUCUCCCUAUAUUAACGUCAAGCUGGAGUCCUGAUUGUUCAACAAUCUUGUAUUCCCAGGGGACAAAUCUGCUUCUUCAACCGCUCAAUUCCAAUUCGAAACCACUCAAAUGGCACGCACAUGACAGUCUUAUCCUAGUUGUUUGCUGGAGUCAAACAAAUGGACUUGUAGUUUCUGGAGGUGAAGAUUGUAAAUAUAAGAUAUGGGACGCCAACAGUAAUCAGUUGUACAGCAGUAGCGUAGGUGAUCAUCCUGUGACGGCAAUUAGCUGGUGUUAUUCUUCCGGCAAUUACUUCGCCGUUGGAUCCUUCAAUACCAUCAAGCUCUGCGAUAAAAAUGGGUGGACGCAUUCUAUGGAAAAAUUGAAUACCGGGAGUAUAUUUAGUAUAGCUUGGUCCAGCGACAGCACUCAAGUGGCUAUGGCGUGCAGUAAUGGAAAACUAUUAACUGGACAUGUGAUAGAUAAAAGAUUAGAAUGGGAUAAUUAUGAAGCAACAUUGGUGAGAAAGAAGGUGAUCGAAGUCAGAGAAGUAGGUAACGAAGUUCGUGAAGUAUUAGAAAUCUCGGAUCGUGUUGUGCAUCUCGAAUUCGGCUUCGGCCAUUUAGUCGUCAUCACACCCGCUCAAUGUCAUGUGUAUUCAGUGACUAAUUGGAACACUCCAGCGAUAUUUAAUUUGAAGAGCAGUACUCUCUCCACCGUGCUUCUUGCGGAAAAACAUUUCUUGACUGUGGAAUGGAAUACUGUGUCAUUGUAUAAUUAUCAAGGCCGUUUACUGGGCACUCCAAAGUGGAAGGGGUUUACUCAAGAGCCUCUUUAUCCUCCUUGUAUAUCACUGUGCUCGGAUACCUUAGUCAUAAGAGAUCAGAAUAACAUGAAAUUGCUUCAUAUUUUGGAAGUAGCUUACAAUAAACCGAUAACAGAGGGGCCGACACACUCGCACUUGCAAAAUGUGACGCAAAUAGCGUUAAAUCAUAUCGGUGGCAUGAACGAUCGGCAAUUGGCACUGAUAGACGUCAACAAGGAUCUCUUUUUAGUUGCGAUAAGAACCACAGGUUUUGGGAGAAUCUGUAAAAUAGCUGCAAUGGCGCAAAGUAUCGCAUGGGCGACCGAUGCGAACGUACUGGCCGCAAUGUUGGACACGACUCUAUCUGUGUGGCUCUGUCCUAACUGUGUCCAUUAUAGCGAUCGUAAAGUUAUACGGCGAACGAGGAUAGAUAAAGAAAGCAGCGAAUUCGGAAAACAGCCUAGCAUCGUGAACGUUCGCAACGGCUUAGUCAUGGUGAGACGCGGGGACGGUGCUGUCGUUGCUUCAUCCUUUUACACCCUGUUCACUAGUUUGCAUCAACACGUAUUGAACAAAAGGCUGAAGGAAGCGCUUUCCCUGUGUCGCAUAGCUCAGAACGAGAUAUUGUGGACUUGUAUGGCUGUUAUAGCAACUGACAACAAGGAAUUGGAUGCCGCGGAAGAAGCUUACGCAGCUAUCGGUCGAUACGACAAGGUCGAUUAUAUCAGAUACAUAAAGAGUUUAUCUAACGCUACAGAAAAGUAUGCAGAAAUGGCACUGUUGGCAGGCGAUUUGUUGGCGGCAGAAGGUAUAUUGUUGCAAAGCGGUUUGAUUAAGGAAGCUAUACGCAUUAAUAUUGAGGUCUACAAUUGGAACAGGGCUUUGGAGUUGGCAAUGCGGCACAAAAAAGAACUCGAAGAGGUUCUAGAGGCAAGAGCAAAAUACUUGCAGACCAUCAACACGAAAGAAACUAACCAAAGUUUUCUCACGCAUAUCGCAAAGUCACUACCAGCAAAUGAGAAAAAUAACGAGAAAGGACUUAAUACCAAAGAUGAUGAACAAAGUAACGUUAAACAAAGCAAAUCUGCAUCGCCGAGUCACGGAAUGUAACUAAGAAUUACAAACAAACCCACACGUAUGUCUAAAAGACUUUCCAAAGACGUCUUUUAGUACACCCAAAUAUUCUCUAGGAAAUAUUUUCUAAAAUUAUUUAUGUUGUAAAUUAAUUUAAAUAAUUGUAUAAAAUAUUGUUGAAAAUUUCCAGAUGGAUUCCUAUGGAAAUUCAUACCCAGUAAGCAAAAAAUAAAUACUACGAUGUUAUUACAACGA
Dinoponera quadriceps is the source of this 2955-nucleotide messenger RNA. RefSeq names its product intraflagellar transport protein 80 homolog (gene Oseg5). The coding region runs from base 388 to 2736 and encodes 782 amino acids. Gene Ontology annotation, cellular component: cilium; intraciliary transport particle B; centrosome. The transcript has 16 exons. NCBI's taxonomy places the organism in Eukaryota, Metazoa, Arthropoda, Insecta, Hymenoptera, Formicidae. The record is from RefSeq and is a predicted model, not a curated record. Gene Ontology annotation, molecular function: protein binding. Gene Ontology annotation, biological process: cilium assembly.